Molecule: messenger RNA, 612 nt
Organism: Gloeophyllum trabeum ATCC 11539
Lineage: Eukaryota; Fungi; Basidiomycota; Agaricomycetes; Gloeophyllales; Gloeophyllaceae
Exons: 3
Coding region: 1-612 (203 amino acids)
Molecular function (GO): catalytic activity
Source: RefSeq, a predicted model, not a curated record
AUGCCAUACAGUACAUGCACGCUGUUGCAGGCUUUCCUGGAUGUACUGACUCAGUCGAUUAUUCCUCUUACCCGCGGAGGUGUCUCGUCCGGUUCUAAGGUGUUCGGAGCAGCAGUCUUGCGUUCGAAGGAUCUAUCCUUGGUGGUCGCAGAGACUAAUGACGAAGCAUCUUGCCCCCUCUGGCACGGAGAGGUUAACUGUAUCCGGAAGUUUUACGAAAUACCUCGGGAGAAGAGAGGUGUUGGGUCCGACGAGUGCAUUUUUCUGAGUACUCACGAGCCUUGUGCCUUGGCUUGGUCUGGCUUCCAUCACAUAUACUUCCUAUUUUCCUACGACGACACCCGGGACACUUUCGCUAUCCCGCAUGAUAUCGAUAUCCUGACCUCUGUCUUCCACGCUCCAACUUCGUCGCCCGUCCCCUCCGAUGACUUGUAUAACCGGCAAAACAAGUUUUUCAGCGUCUACUCGAUUGAAGGGCUUAUGGGGCAAUUGACCGACGACGAUGCCAAACAGGAUUUGCGUACCCAGAUAAAGAGCGUGAAGCAGGAAUACAAUGUUCUGGCUGAGAACUAUGCCCGAGGAAAGGGAGAGAAGGAAAUACCACUUGCUUGA